Haliotis rubra (blacklip abalone) is the source of this 399-nucleotide messenger RNA. Its product is annotated as sericin-1-like. Bases 1 to 399 code for a protein of 132 amino acids. The record is from RefSeq and is a predicted model, not a curated record. The transcript has a single exon. NCBI's taxonomy places the organism in Eukaryota, Metazoa, Mollusca, Gastropoda, Lepetellida, Haliotidae.
AUGACGACAGGUGGCACAUCAGGAACUAGCGCUACCUUGACAACAGGAGGCACAUCUGGAAGCAGUGCUACCAUGACAACAGGAGGCACAUCUGGAAGCAGUGCUACAAUGACAACAGGAGGCACAUCAGGAACUAGCGCUACCUUGACAACAGGAGGCACAUCUGGAAGCAGUGCUACCAUGACAACAGGAGGCACAUCUGGAAGCAGUGCUACCAUGACAACAGGGGGCACAUCUGGAAGCAGUGCUACCAUGACAACAGGAGGCACAUCUGGAAGCAGUGCGACAAUGACGACAGGUGGCACAUCAGGAACUAGCGCUACCUUGACGACAGGAGGCACAUCUGGAAGCAGUGCUACCUUGACAACAGGGGCACAUCUGGAAGCAGUGCUACCAUGA